AUGACGAGACCCAUGGAUAUCGACACCACACUCCUGUCCCCUGAGGCGCAGACCGCCCUACUAGAAGCCAUCACCCGGUCUCACCACCACCGCAGCCGCAGCGGCGAAAGGCCUGGGUCGGAUUUGGGUGUCAGGCUGCCGCUACCCCCGCCGUCGGCCAUCGCCGCCGCCGAAUCGUCCCUCCCCUCCCCCUCGUCGCCAGACUACCUGGCCGGCCGGCCGGCCGCCGACGUGGUCAGCCACAUAACGCGGGAUAUCCUCCCGGCCAUGACGGGCCAGGCCCAGAGCGGACGGUACUACGGCUUCGUCACGGGCGGCGCCCUCCCCGUGGGCCAGUGGGCCGACGGCCUGGUCGGCCGCAUCGACCAGAACGUCCAGGUCCACCUCCCCUCCCAGACGGCCGCUACCGCUGUGGAGGACAGCGCCCUGGAGAUGGCGGCGCGGCUGGUCGGCCUCGACGCCGCCGCCUUCCCGGGUAGGACCAUCACGACUGGUGCCACGGCCUGCAACAUGCUCGGUCUGGCCUGCGGGAGGGAGGCUGUCGUCGCCGACGGCAGCGGCAGCGGCAGCGGCAGCGGCAACGGCAGCACUGCUGGUGGUGAUGGUGGUGGUAUAGGCGAACUGGGUAUCCUGGAGGCUUGCUCCAGAAAGGGCAUCCGGGAGUUCCAGGUCCUCACCAGCGGGGGGCACAGUUCCCUGUCCAAGGCGGCGAGCAUCGUCGGCCUGGGGAGGCGGUCCGUCAAGGAGCUGGGCAUCAGCCGGGAUGAGCCGUGGAUCCUCGACCUCGACGCUGUGGAGGACCAUCUUGCCAGGCCGGCCGUUGCGUCCAUCAUAUCUGUCAGCGCGGGUGAGGUCAACACGGGACGGUAUGCGGUGCGCGAUAUGCCCCGUCUCAGAGCCUUGGCUGACAAGUAUGGUGCUUGGAUCCACGUUGAUGCCGCUUUUGGCAUCUUUGCUCGUCUCCUGCCCGACUCGCAUGAGUUCGCGACACUUAAGAAGCAGGUUGAAGGGUUGGAAUUGGCAGACAGUAUCACCAUUGACGCACACAAGGUUCUCAACGUGCCAUACGACUGCGGCAUCUUCUUCACCCGGUCCCUAUCCACCCUCCAGGCCGUGUGCACCAACGGCAAUGCAGCCUACCUCCUCAGCGCCUCAGCGGACGCGCCGUCCUCGAUCCCGUCGCCCCUCAAUGUCGGUCUCGAGAACAGCCGGCGGUUCCGUGCGCUGCCGCUGUACGCUGUCCUCCUGUCCGAGGGCAGGGCCGGUCUGUCGGGGUACGUGACCAGCAUGGUGCGGCUGUCCCGGCGUCUGGCGUCGUACAUCCAGGUGUCGGAGCAUUACGACCUUCUCCCCGACGCCCCUGACGGAGCGGAAACACAGGGUGACGGUGACGGUGAUGGUGAUGCCAUCGACCAGAUCUUCAUCAUCGUCCUGUUCCGCGCACGCGACGCCCGCGUCAACGACGUGCUGGUCGAGAGGAUCAACGCCACGAGGAGCAUGUACGUCAGCGGGACGUCGUGGCGGGGCGAAAAGGCCGCUCGCAUCGCCGUGUCGAGCUGGAAGGUUGAUGCGGACGCGGAUUUCGACGUGGUCACGUCUAUCCUCGAGGACGUCGCUCUCGAGGGGCGGGGUGAUCGUUCCCGCGGUGUAACAUCACACGAAUAG
Messenger RNA from Geosmithia morbida, 1665 nucleotides. Its product is annotated as Glutamate or tyrosine decarboxylase or a related PLP-dependent protein. The coding region runs from base 1 to 1665 and encodes 554 amino acids. The transcript has 3 exons. Gene Ontology annotation, biological process: carboxylic acid metabolic process. The record is from RefSeq and is a predicted model, not a curated record. Gene Ontology annotation, molecular function: carboxy-lyase activity; pyridoxal phosphate binding. NCBI's taxonomy places the organism in Eukaryota, Fungi, Ascomycota, Sordariomycetes, Hypocreales, Bionectriaceae.